AUGAGGAUCCAUUACCUUCUCUUUGCAUUUCUCCUGGUGCUGCUCUCUCCAUGUGCAGCUUGUAUCCAAAUAAUUAGUUCAAUAAGAGGUGUCUGCUGGGGUCAGUGUGUUUCUGGCACUAGAGAGAUUGGCAUGUCUGGCCUUCGUAGUAUGAAAUGCUGCAUAAGAAAAUAG
Mus musculus (house mouse) is the source of this 174-nucleotide messenger RNA. RefSeq names its product defensin beta 46 (gene Defb46). The record is from RefSeq and is marked validated. Bases 1 to 174 code for a protein of 57 amino acids. The transcript is spliced from 2 exons. NCBI's taxonomy places the organism in Eukaryota, Metazoa, Chordata, Mammalia, Rodentia, Muridae.